UCGCAGAGUUGUCAUGGCGUCUUUGGGACCGAAGCUGCUGCUGCAAUUUAGCUAAAAUCUGUCGACAGUCUGUACAUCGAAAUGGAGAAAAAUGCAACCCUGCAUCGGGACACUGACGGGAGCUCUUUGUGUGCCACGAUCGCGGGGGAGAUGAGCGAUGUUACGGCUGUCGGCGGAGUGAAAGGAACAGCCGAGAAAUGCAAGAAUAGUGAGGCUUCUCUCAGUACUUUGGUUAACAUUGGUUGUACUAACAGCACCACAAAUGUUGGUGCUCCGUGCGCCGUUAAUGUCAUUUCCACUGCUGGGAAGUCUGACGUGCCCGAAGUGAUCGAAGUCCUCCCCGUGCAGGAGGUUAAGAAGAAGGACACCGAGGCGAGCGGGUCGGGGUCCGGGGAUCAGAUCAGUAACGGGAUGGGGCAUGAAUCGGCGCUGGCUGCAGAAGAUAGCGAGGGUGGUGCCUCAAAGUUAGUAAACAACAAACCCGACGGGCCGUGCUCACCUCCCGCUAAGGAGAGCACAAAUGCGCGGGCUGAGUUUACGGCUCGUGGAGAAAGUGAACCGACAAAACUUGCAAAACCGACUCAACUGUGUCCGGACAAUGCAAUCACGGUAAACGUCAAGUUGGCGCUGUCCGGUGAUCACACCUUAUCGGAGGGAUUGCCGAGUGGGAGUGACCCCGAUCCCAGCCUCGCUGGAGAGUCCCGAAGCAUAGAUUCACUCGAGUCCUUCUCCAACCUCAACUCCUGCCCCAGCUCCGACCUCAACAGUGAUGGACUGGAGGACAGAGGACUGGCCCUGGCCCUUCAAAACGAGUACGGGGCUGAUGGGACAAAGACUGCGUGCGCUAAGGACCGGGUCGCCGGCCAGUCCAUAUACCACAUUAAGUGGAUCAAGUGGAGGGAGGAGAACACGCCGAUCAUCACUCAGAACGAGAACGGCCCUUGUCCAUUAUUGGCAAUUAUGAAUGUCCUUCUGCUUGCAUGGAAGGUUAAGAUGCCCCCUAUGAUGGAAAUUAUAACUGCUGAGCAGCUGAUGGAGUACCUUGGAGACUACAUUCUGGAAACCAAGCCUAAAGAGAUAUCAGAGGCUCAGCGGCUAAACUAUGAGCAGAACAUGAGUGAUGCCAUGGCAGUGCUGCACAAGCUGCAGACGGGUCUGGAUGUGAACGUGAAGUUCACAGGGGUGCGCGUCUUCGAGUACACCCCAGAAUGCAUUGUGUUUGAUCUGCUGGACAUCCCUCUCUACCAUGGAUGGCUGGUUGACCCCCAGAUGCAUGACAUUGUCAAGGCAGUAGGCAACUGCAGCUACAACCAGCUGGUAGAGAAGAUAAUAUCCUGCAAACAGUCUGACAACAGCGAACUGGCAGGAGAAGGCAUCGUGGCAGAGCAGUUUCUGAGCAGCACAGCCACCCAGCUGACAUACCACGGCUUAUGUGAGCUCACAUCCACCGUACAAGAGGGAGAGCUUUGUGUCUUUUUCAGGAAUAACCACUUCAGCACCAUGAUCAAAUAUAAGGGCCAGCUGUACCUCCUGGUCACAGACCAAGGUUUCCUGACAGAGGAGAAGGUCGUCUGGGAGAGUCUGCACAACGUUGACGGGGACGGCAACUUCUGUGAUUCCGACUUCCGGUUGCGGCCUCCUUCCGAUCCAGAGACUGUGUACCGAGGCCAGCAGGAUCAGAUAGACCAGGACUAUCUGAUGGCGUUGUCACUGCAGCAGGAGCAGCAAAGCCAGGACCUACAGUGGGAGCAACUCCCCGAGGGCAUCAGUGACCUAGAGCUGGCGAAAAAGCUUCAGGAGGAGGAGGACCGUCGAGCCUCCCAGUACUACCAGGAGCAAGAGCAGGAGCAGGCGGCAGCUGCAGCAGCAGCAGCAGCAGCAGCGGCACAGCAGGGGGGCCAGCAGGAGCCUGCCGAGGGAGAUGAAGCGGACAGAGGAGGUGCAGGAGCAGGUGGAGCAGCGGCCGGCGCUGGGACGGCAGCAGCCAGAGCCACCCCCAGCCCGGGAAAACACUCCUCCAGCGGGGAGCGCAAAGCCAAGAAAGAAUCGAAGGAAAAAGACAAAUGUGUUAUUUUGUAACAUACAGCGUGUCUGUGAGUGUGUGUGUUUUGUGCAUUUGCUUAUCUGUGAGAAAGGGGACAGCAUUUGUUUCUCCAGAGACUGGACAUACAACGCGCAGCCCCGACUUGACAACAAACAAGGGAAGACAUUUGAGGAGAGGCGCGACAAGACUAACGGAGGUUUUGCUGUUUCCCAAACCACUGGUGCCUGCUAUCCUCUAUCCUCAGUGGAACCUGGACACCAGAGGAAGGGACACAAAAACAACAACAACAACAACUACCCCUUAUCUUUCAUAGAGUCGGCCAAACUUUGUUACAAGCUGAACAGUGCACUAUAUUUGUGAUGUGGGGUCAAGUUUAUUCGGGGUGGUAUGUUUUAUAGCAAAAGACAUAAUCUGAAGGAACAAAAGGUCACCCUCUCACCAUGUCCUCCCCCCACCCCCCCACAAAAUCAAAUAUUUUUAUUUUUUGCAGCUUAUAACCUUUUUUGUACAUUUCAAUAUUUACAAAAAAUAUUUAGACAUCCCACUUUUUUUGUUUCAAUUGAGUUAAGUUGAUGCCAAGAUUCACAUUUUAUUUAUGUGUCUGUGUAAGAGCUAGCUUUUGGGAGAGGUUUAUUUUUUGUUUUGUAAGCUGACAGGUAUUUCUCAUAAUAUUGCCUGUUGGAAAUCAGUGUAACACUAUUUGUCUCCCCUCUGAAACACUAUGUACUUAAGGGUUAAUUAAUGCCAGAUAGCUGCCUGAUACUGUAGCUACGCAACAAUACUCAUCACAGCUUGCCCUGUUCAGAUUUGCCUUACCAGAGUAUGGCUGUGUUGUAUUCAGCUCUGUUUGAAUGUGAGUGUGAGUUUGUUUUCACAUCUAUGGUAUGUACAGAACGUGUGGGCUAUGUUGGUAUAAUGGCGUGUGGUAUGCAUGUCUCAUUUGCUGAGCAUCGCUGAUGUAACAAGUUUCAAUUUGGAAAUAGCUAAAACGUUUAUGCCGUAUUCGUUAAGCUACAAAUUCUGGAUGUUUAACGUCUUUUAUGUUGUAAUUUUUUUUCACAAAAACGUUUACGUUUGAGAAAGUCAAACUGAGAAUAAUUGAGGGAUUUUGUCUGAAUCCGAUGUUCUUGUUUUGAUUAGAUUUGUAUUAGAUGGCAACCAGUUUAGAGUGUAUGGUAGUUUUGUUUUUUCUUUCUCACGGUCUCUUCUGGCAGCUUCCUGAAGAGAUGCAGUAUGCGUGCUGGCACUAUCAUGAUCACCUCUGUUCUUGGUCCUGGAUGUAGUUCCAUUGCAGCCAGGUUUUUGAAAAGAAAUACCACAGAAUUCCACUAUUUGCACGCACUGCUCCUCUAAACUGGGAAAGUUCAUUUUAUAUUUGUGAACAUGUCCUAUUCUUUUCCACAAUCCAGACCAACAUCAGACAUCAUCUGUGACAUCAAGAUAUACAGCAUGCUUUUCGACUUCAUUUACGAUGUUCUUCUGUUAUCUGUGGAAAAUAAGGUCUAAUAGUGAACGUUGACAAAUUGAGCUGUC
Molecule: messenger RNA, 3577 nt
Organism: Micropterus dolomieu (smallmouth bass)
Lineage: Eukaryota; Metazoa; Chordata; Actinopteri; Centrarchiformes; Centrarchidae
Gene: mindy2
Product: MINDY lysine 48 deubiquitinase 2
Exons: 9
Coding region: 82-2079 (665 amino acids)
Biological process (GO): protein K48-linked deubiquitination
Cellular component (GO): cell periphery; cytosol
Molecular function (GO): K48-linked deubiquitinase activity; cysteine-type deubiquitinase activity; cysteine-type carboxypeptidase activity
Source: RefSeq, a predicted model, not a curated record